Molecule: messenger RNA, 7806 nt
Organism: Chlamydomonas reinhardtii
Lineage: Eukaryota; Viridiplantae; Chlorophyta; Chlorophyceae; Chlamydomonadales; Chlamydomonadaceae
Exons: 9
Coding region: 62-6238 (2058 amino acids)
Biological process (GO): centriole elongation; cilium assembly
Cellular component (GO): centrosome; nucleus; centriole
Molecular function (GO): tubulin binding
Source: RefSeq, a predicted model, not a curated record
GCUGACACAAUCCCGCGUGCGUGCGGAGACAGUAUGACGCUUUCUUGAUAGCGAGACAAGUAUGGCGCCGAACAAGGUCGAUUUGGUGGCUGCGCGAGCAGCAUCGAAGCUUGCUCAGCUGCAGGCGCGAGGAAUAAUUGCCGCGCCUGCGGAGAGUGCGUCGACCGCCCAGCCAAACUCAUGCCAAACUGCCAUUCCUGGUGUUCCUGUUCUCAGCAAUGCAGCCCCCAACACCAAGCAGUAUGUUCGUCAGUGUGUGGUGGUGCCUGCCUAUUGCACGCUGGAAGAAAUCGCGACUCGCAGCGGCGUGCUCGCGCUGCGGGAGGUGCCGCUGCCGCUGCCGCCCCUGCCCAUAGUCCAGCCGCAGCGCCCAGCGUCGGGCACCGCCUCGACGGGCACAAUCGGGGACCUGGACAGCUGCAGCCUCGCGAGCUUUGACAGCCACAUCGGCGUGUACAGCAUUGACGGCUCGCGGGCGUGGCUGGCAGCGGCGGACAGCAACUGCAGCACGCCCUACACGGCUUGCACUGCCGAGACCCCAUCCAGCUCGCUGACGCACUGCGGAUUCGACGCGUGCUAUGCCGGCGAGCAGCCGUGCCCUGCUUACCUGGCUGCCGGUCAUGGCGCCGUGCCGCCGGUGCCGCCCGGCUUCGAGAGGCUGAUGCCGAUGGCUGGCGCUGCCGCCGCUGCACUGUACGAGGACGCCAGCGAUGACGACCUGCUGCCCAUGCCUCUGCGCACUGCCGUUCUACCGUCCGUCGCAGCGGCCGCCAAUCCCGCAACUGGCGCUGGCCUACAGGCCUCCCGGCAAGCUCAGCAGGCCGCGGGGGUUCAGUUCUAUUACCAGGCUGGUAGCGGCUACCACCGGAUGGGCGCAGCGGCGGCGGCGGCCAGCGACUGCCAGGCCGCCGAAGCGCCGCACCACGGCGAGCAUCAAUCAACUGCGAUGCAGCUGCAGCAGCUCCAACGCGCACGCCAGCUGCAGCAGCAGGGCCUGCUGCGCGCCGUGUCGCUGCCAUUGCCGCCAGCCCUGGCACCCAUGCCCCUAAUGUUUGGCCCGUCGCGCGGCACCGCGAUUACGGCGGCCAUCCGACGAGGCCUGGGCGCUGCCUUUGAGCGGCAGCCGGAGCUGUUCCGUCAGCUGUACGGUUUCGAGCUGCAUUGGUGGGCUGGCAUCCGCGGCCGGCCCGUUGGCGAGGACGACCUGCUACGCGUGAUGGCAUUCAAGGACUACGCGGUGGUGCUGGUGCGCACCGACCCCUACGCCGCGCCCGCACUGGCGCCGCCGCCACCCACGCUCAAUGCCAAGCGCCCCACCUCCGCGGUGGCGGCUCAGCGGCAGCUGAUGCAACAGCGGCGUCGCCGGCGCCUGGCGUUGAACGCGCCCAUGAGCGCUCUGCUGGGCCAGCGCGUGCACGGCAACGCCGUCGUGAUCCGUCUGUGGGUGGACUUCGCCUCCAACCACGCCGCGAACGCCUCCUCCCUGUCCUCCGUCUCCUCUGGGUCAUCCUGCUGGGUUCCGCCUGAGGACCGCAUCCUGCUGGCGCCUGUCAGCGUCACCUCGCUGCGGAACGAGUUGCUCAACGCCGAGACGGUGGCGUGGCACCUGCAGCAGAGCGACGCCAUGAUGUCGGAGAUGCGGCUGGGCCCGGAGCGGCAGGCCGGUUGGCUGCUGCGGCUGCCGCGCACGCCGCUGGACAUGCGCGGUGACCCCGACACUAUCGCCGCGCUACGGCUAGCAACUGAGGCGGCCGGCCUGCCGCCCAUGGCCCCCGGCAAGGCGGCAGCUAUGCUAGCCGCCGCCGCCGAGGCUGCGUGCAAGGCGGCGGCGGAGGACGAGGAGGGCGGCGCGGGCUCGGAUGCCUUGGGCGCCUCGGCGGUGUCGGUGCCGGGCGUGCCGCAGGAGCUGGCGCCACUGCUGCGGUGCGUGCGCUGCACGAGCCCUUGGUGCCACCCCGGCCGACGCGGCGCGGCGCUGCUGUGCCCCUUCGGCCACAUGUGGAGGCACCUGGACCCUGUGGCACCACUGAUGGCCUCCAACCAGGGUGCCUACGAGCCGUCGCCAACCGUUGCCGCUUCUAUGGCACCCCCGGUGCUCAACGCCGCGCGCCCGGCCGCGCUGCAGGCGGCAGCCGCGGCACCGCCUUAUCCCGGCACCUCGGCUGCGGCUGGCAGCGCGACUGGCGGCCCUGUGCAGGUUGCAGCCCCCGCGGCCGCUGGCGGCGCGGGUUUGCAGGCGCUGCUGCAGCCAGUAAGCGCGCUGGUGGCGGAGCCGUGCGAGUCGCUGGUGUCGUACCUUUCGGACCCGGACACAUGGUGUGGGCCCCUAACGGACCUGGUGGCGGCGGCGGUGGAGGGUGGCAUGGACGGUGCUGCGCUGGCGGCGGCGGUGGCCACCAGUGGAUCUGCAGCAGAGCAUUCAACGGCUGGGAGCCUGGCGUGCAACUCGAACACCGCUGCACAAGCGGAGGUCGACGAUCAUGAUCAGCCGGGCGAGGCGGGUGCUGCCAAGCCGCAGGAGGAUGAGCGGGAGGCCAUGUAUGCGGCCGCGACUGCAGCGGUGCGGCCUGAGGGCUGGCCGUUCUACCUCGGCUUCUGCGCACAGGGCCCCCAGUGCACCCGCUGCCACAGCGGCCACGAGCUGCGGCUGGCGACGGUGGUGCAGCAGCUCAAGUCUGCGGUGCUCAAGAAGAAGCCCGCCGGGCCAACCAACCGGGCCCGGAACGUGGGCCAACUAGCACCUAGCAAGCGCGCCGCUGCCGUGGCUGCAGCCGUUGCGGCCGCUGCGGCUGCGGGCAAGGGCAUCGCAACCCGCAGCGGCUUCGCGGCUUUAGAGGUGGAGGAGGCGCCUGCUCGCGACACGGAUAGCGACAUGUCGGACUGGGAGGGCGAGCCGGAGCGGGAGCAGCCGAUCGAGCCCGCGCCUGCCGCGGACGCAGAGGACGAGCCUGCGGCGGCGUCCAGAGCCGCUGCCACCGCAGCCACCAGCUACGUGCGGGCCGUUACGGCCGCAGUGGCGGCGGUUGAGGUGGCCGCAGCUUCCCGCACUGCGCGCCUGAGCGCUGUGGCUACUGCUGCGGAGGCUGCCGCUGCGACCGCUGCGGCGGUCACUGCAGCUGCUCCUCCCGCUCGUGCCCCUGCUGAGGUCUUGGCCACGGCAUCGACAGCGCCUGCCUCUACCUGGAGCAUCGUGUCUGCGUGGUACGAGGCGGCUACCGCGGCGGCGGCAGUGGCGCCCUCAGACCUGCCCGCCGCGCCGGCGUUUGCCGAACACUCGGGCCCUGCCUUGGAGCAGCUGCCAGCUGUUCCCGCGGGUGCUUCUACUCGUGCUGCUCCUGUGGUGGACGAGGCCCUUGCGGCAGUACCGGUGCAAUCCGAGGCGUCUGCAAAGCGGCUGAAUGCGUCGGCUGCGCCGUGGCCUGCUGCGCUCUCCACAUGCAACUCGCAAGGCUCCAGCGUCGCGGCCUCUGUCGAGGCGGCCAGCUGCCCUCAGUCAUCCAUUGUCAAUAGGUCGCUUAACCCGGCGGCGCAGCCCUGGCGUGCGACGGCAGCAGCCGAUGGCGUGGAGCGCUCACUGGGGUCUAGUGGAUCGAUGGAUUCCACAACUAGCCCAUCCAGCUCCACCUCAGAGUCGGCGCCGAAAUCGCUCAACCCGGCGGCGUUGCCGUGGCGGGCGGCUGUCUCAUCGCCACAGGCUGCGGCCCCUGCUACUGCAGAGCCGGCCACCGCUCCCAAGCUGACAUCCGCUGGCAUUAACGAGGAGGAGGACCAGGCUGCCUCGACUGGAGUGCCAGCGCCGAGCUUGGAGGAAGCAACUAGCGCGCCGGCUGAGGAGCAGGCGGCGGCGGCGACGGCUGAGGAUGAGGCGCAGGAUGAGGCGCAGAAGGAGGCGCAGGAGGAGGCGCAGGAGGAGACGCAGGAGGAGGAGCACGCAGCCGCAAAAGCUGCUUGCACGGAGCCUGAGCAGCCGGAGGCGUCUCGCACCUCCGCGAAGCCCGCCGCGGAGCCUGCACACCAGGUCCCGGCUUCUACCGCUUCUGCCAGCGCCCCUGAUCCAGCGGCUCUGCCUUCCGCACGCUUAUCAGAGCCUUUGCCUCCGGCAAUGCCUGCCCCAGCGCCUGCGCCGGGCAUCCGGUCGUGGGCGGCCAUCGCUGCCAAGCCGCCGCCGGAGCCUGAGCUUGACGACGAGGAGUGGUACGGGGAGGACCAAGAGCAGGAGGAGGAGGCGCCACAGCCAGCAGCGGCGGUGCCUAUCUCUUUCUGCGGGCAAUGGGCGGUGAUGCGCAUGCCGGGGCGCGGCCUGAAGAAGGCUGCGCCUGCUGCGGCAGCGCCCACGCCAAAGCCCGCCGCAGACCCAGUCGUGGAGCAGCCGGAGGUGUCCAAGGAGGACGACGCGGGGGAGAGCGUCCUCGCGCCGGCGGUGCAGGACGCCGCGGAGGUGUGCCACGUGCCGCCAGCACCCUCCACGCCGCCAGCCGCCACCGGCAGCUCGGGCGUGGACGCCGAGAUGUCGGGCUCUGAGUCACGCGCGUCGGCGUCAGCUGGCGGGGUCGUGGCCGAGGUGGGCGACAGCGACGCCUUCGAGGCUGUUGUCGCCGCUGCGGUGGCAGCCGGCAAGUUCAACUGGGCGGACGAGGCCGAACAAGAGGAGCAGGAGCUGGCCGCGGCGGCAGAGGCGGAGGCCGAGGAGAAGGUAUGCAGGGUUGAGCAGCAGCGGCGCGAGCUGGAAGCCGAGGUGGCAGUUGGCUGGCAGCAGGCGGAGUCACCGAAACGCUGGAGGAAGGAAGAGCGUCAAGAGGAGGCUGUCAACGUGGUUGCUCGGCAGGAGUUGCGGCCAGAGAUUCGGGCUCCACCGCCUGCAAUCCCGCCGCCGCCGCCCCACCAGCGCCCGAAGCCCGCAGCCACGGCGAUCACCUACACCAGCACAACUUCUUCCACGGCCGCCGCGCAGCGCACCGGUGACAUGCCGUGUGUGUCCUUCGCGGCCGCCCUGGCAGCCGCCGCCGCAGCCCAGCGGGCCCGCGACGGCUUGCCUGCGGAGAGUGAUGGCGAGAUCGAAGAGCUGGAUGAGGACGAGGAUGCUUCAGAUGAGCUGGACUCGGACGAGGAGCGUCUGCGGCAGGAGGAGGAGGAGCGGCGGCGGGUGCAGCAGCAGGUGGCGGAGCUGCAGCAGCGCUGGAAGGAGCAGCGGCGUGCACAGCAGGAGGAGGAGCAGAAGAAGGCUGAGGCCAUUCGGCAGCGGCAGGCAGUGGCUCACAGCGAGGCUGCAGCUUCAGCUAGCUCCCAGGUGUCCAGCACGCAGGAGACAGAGCCCACGAGCAAGGCCGCUACCUGCAACGCUCUGUCUAACGGCUUUGAGCCGGCACCCGCACCCGGCACCACUAUCAGCACCACCAUCGCUACCAGCACCCGCGCCGAUGCCGAGAACGCCCCUGCUGCACAACCGCAUACGCAGCAGCAGCGCGGCGAGGCAGUGGCGGCUGAGCCGAUGUAUGAGGCGCCGCGCUACCACGCCCCGCCGCAGUACACCCAGCCCACGCAGCAGCAGCCGCACUUCUACCAGCAACAGGCCAUCGGCUACAUGGCGAUGCCGGGCGGCGGCGGCUACGUCGCCCUCAUGGCGCCCACGUCAUUGGCACCCAUGCAGGUGCCGCAGAUGCCCAUUGCGGUGCCGCUGGGCGGAGGCGGCGGAGGCUCAGCCGGUGGCAGCGGGGACGGCGCGGGUGGCCUGGGUCAGGCUGGCGUGCAGGGGCCUCCGUCGUGGCAGCUACCGCCGCAGGCCGGCUGGCCGGCGGGGUCGCAGGUGACUUGGGUGCCCGUCAUCCAGCCGCCGCCCCAGCAGGGCGUUUUCGGCGCGCUGCCCGCCAUGCCCGGCGCCGGCACGUACGGGUUCAUGCCGUCGGUGUACGGCGCCACACCACCCAUGCAGCCCACUUACCAGGCCCCCGCAUACCAUUCCGGGUAUCAGCCUAGCUACGUGCAAGCCCAGCAGCCGACGCAGGCGCAGCCCUACAUGCCGCACCACGUGGCGCAGCAGACCCAGCCCAAGGCCCAGCUGCCCUACUUCAUGCAACCGCGCACCGACGCACGGUCCGGCCGGCUGAAAGAUAAGCUGGCAGCUGCGGCGGCUGGUACCACAAUGGCUGCGACAUACGUCCAGCCUGCACCGGCGGCGGGCGCGGAGGACGAGGGCGAUGUCGACGACCUGCUCCACCUACUAGUCCCAGAGUCCCGCUGAAGGGGAACAAUAGCAACCAGCGUAGAUUCUAGCAAAGAUUUCAGGAUAUGCCAAGUAUUAACUUGCACGAGCGACGGAGCAGGUAGGCGCUGGAGUAACGCAGGCAUGCGUAGCGCAGGCGUGCCGUGUAUGGUGUAUAUGGAGGUCGAUGGCCCGCUGCUGCGCGCGCACCUGAGAUCAGGAUUGGGCCUGAUGUGGGAUGUGGUGAGCCGAACUGGCAGAUGGCAUCAGGGUCGUAUCCCUGGGUGACAGUGUUUGGCCGUGUGCGCUCGCGGGCGUCUGUAUACAGCGCAGUGACCACGACUGAUGACGCGGGCGUAUUUCCGUGCGGAGAUGAGAGGCGCCUGGAGGCUGGAGCAGUAUUGCUUGCUCUAGAUGUAGGCGGCCCGGCGAUGGCAACUUUGUCCUCGUCCUGAGUGGUCCUUCACAGCUGACUAUGGGGUAGAUAGAAGCGCGCAGCUGUCGUGUCAGCGCAGUUAGAUAGUGCUGGUGUAUUGUGGAGCGCAGGUGAGAGGUUGAGUGCGAGAGCCGAGUGGAGCUGCUAAUGGUUCAUUGCUCCGCAGCCUGAAUCAGUGCGUUCUGUAGUUGUAGAUAUGUUAACUUGCACAGCGUGGGUGUGCAGGCCCUGGCAAAGCGGCUGAAAGGGAGCCGGUGCCGAGGUCCCCAUAGCGGUCCAGGUGCGUGUUGCGUUACGCGGACUAAGAUAUAUGGUGGCAAGAUGCUUGGAUGCCCCCCACGGAUGCCCCUGGUUGGCCGGACACAGUCCGUGAUGAGGGUGGGCUGUGAUUCCAGCCCAGUCCAAGAGUCGCUCGCGCUCAUCAGGACCCGGGCAAAGGCCGGCCACUGGGUACUAUUUAGUGGGUCUGCAAUGCCAUCAGCAUCGCAGCAGGAUUGCUCCAGGCGGAGGAUUCCUCAUUCCUCACCUGGAGUGCUCAGCUGGACUGCUGAGGGCACGGGGCAGGCGGGCACACCAGGAUUGUACUGGUGGUCUCACACUCUCAUCCAGGGCAACGGGGUUGCGCCAGUGCAUAAAAAUUUAGUGUAUUGUAUGUUCUGGUGCAGCGCCGACUAAUUGUCAACUAACUCGUGUACGGCACCCCAGCCCGCCUCAGGCGUACAGGGGGAGUCGGCAGCUGCGCGAGUGUGAGCAGGUAGUUGUAUGGCGGCCCGGCUCGGAAGCUACGGGGCUGGGGUGACGCACACGGACCGUUGGCAAAUGUCGGCAGGCGCGCGAGUGGGAGCGGGUAGUUGAGCGUGCACGCGUGUGGGAAGCUGCGACAGAGUACGGUGGAGCAUGACGGAGGCUGGCGGUCGGCGCGGCGCACGAGUGGGAGUGCACAGUCGUGUGCACGCCGUGUGGGAAGCUGCGUGUGAGCUGCGUGCAAGUACAGCGAGAUCAAUGGGGCUUACCCUGUUUCUAAUUUCUAUGAGCUGCCUCUGAGCGCACACGGUUUUACACGGUUGACACUGGGACCCCGCGGGGCGGUGCCGCCCCGCGUCGCUUCGGUUCGGGCACUGGCUGGGAGCCUGGGAAGCUAUGUGUGAGCUGCGUGUAAGAUCAGAGAGAU